This is a messenger RNA of Lobosporangium transversale, 2715 nucleotides long. Its product is annotated as SNF2 family N-terminal domain-domain-containing protein. Lineage: Eukaryota; Fungi; Mortierellomycota; Mortierellomycetes; Mortierellales; Mortierellaceae. Bases 1 to 2715 code for a protein of 904 amino acids. The record is from RefSeq and is a predicted model, not a curated record. Gene Ontology annotation, cellular component: nucleus. Gene Ontology annotation, molecular function: ATP binding; chromatin binding; ATP-dependent chromatin remodeler activity. The transcript has 4 exons.
AUGUCAAUACCAGCAAAGAAGAAGAAAAAGAAGCCUGCCUACAGCUCAGAUGACGACAGGUUUUCGUCUGAUGGUGGUUUUGAUGAUGAUGGUCCUAAUGUAUAUAAGGCACAAGAUCGUAAAGAGGAGCGCGCGUUGCAGUUCUUCAAUGAGGCAGGCAUGUUGGAAUUGCAAGAGUUGACAGGAUGUUCCAAGACACAAGCAACGGGUGUAAUUGGUUUACGUCCAUUUGACAACUAUGAUCAUCUUUGUGUAACCCUCCGUAAGACUAAGGGUGUGGGCGAAAAAAUGGUGAACAACUACCUGACGACCACAGAUGCCAUUCGUGCGGUGGACACAAUGCUCAAGACAGUUGAUCGAGUGCGUGAGGAUUUAGCUAGCACACUGAGCGUUUGGUGUGGAGGCGAAAACGGAAAGCUCUUUGGAAGUCCUCAGAACUUAAAACUGGCUGAACGCAAAAGCGAAGAUAGCAAAAAAGAAGGGGAUAAGGACGUUGAGGAUGGGGAAGACGAAAGUCCUGGCAUGGAACUGCUUGAGCUGGAUGCAGAUAAGCUUGAGCAGACUGAGGAAGGCAGAAAGGCGAUGAAAGGAUUCAUCCGUCAGCAACCUAGUAACAUGGCGCCCGGAUUUCAACUUAAAGGUUACCAACUUUUGGGAGUUAACUGGUUGGCUCUUCUAUGGCGCAAAAAACUGUCUGGCAUUUUGGCGGACGAGAUGGGUCUGGGAAAAACGGCGCAAGUGAUUGCAUUUUUGGCACAUCUCCUUGAGAAUGGAGAGGAAGGCCCAUUUUUGAUCAUUGUACCAUCCUCAGUGUUGGACAACUGGCUCCGGGAGUUCGCAAACUUUUGUCCCAGCAUUAAUGUCAGAUGUUACUAUGGAUCUCAAGCAGAGCGUGAGGAGAUGCGAUAUGAUUUGGAGGAGGAUAACUCUUAUAAUGUCAUUGUCACGACCUAUGCCAUAGCCACAGGCAACAAUGAUGAACGCAAAUUUUUGAAUCGCCGUCGAUUCAAGGGUAUUGUUUUAGAUGAAGGCCAUAUGCUCAAGAAUUGUACAAGUGCACGGUACAAGCAAUUGAUGUCGAUCAAGACGCCCUUUCGGUUACUCUUGACGGGAACGCCCUUGCAAAACAACUUGGAGGAGUUGUUGUCACUCUUGAUCUUUAUCAUGCCUGAUUUGUUUUCGGAGCACGAAGAGGUAUUGCGAACCAUGUUCAAAGUCAAGACCGAUGCUAAUAGCGAAAAGACUACACUGCUUUCACAGGAGCGUAUUGUUCGAGCACGACAUUUGCUGGCACCGUUUGUAUUAAGGAGGAAGAAAAUGCAUGUGAUUAGUAUGCCGCGUAAGGUGCAAAAGAUCAUUUUUUGCGACUUGCAUCCAGAUCAGAGGGUUCUUUAUGAUCGGAUCAUGGCCAGUUCUGCGAUGCAGGAGGCAUUAGCUGACGGUGCGGAAGACGGUAGCAGUACGUUAGACCCGAUUGAGCUGGACGGCCUCGACCCCAAAGCCCGCGCGAAGGCAUUGAAGAAAGUCGAAGCAGCCAAGAAGAAGAAGAUAGCAGCAGCAUCUACAAAAAAGAUGAAGGACCAGGUGGCGAAUAUGUUGAUGCAGAUGCGCAAGGCUGCAGAUCAUCCGAUGCUGUUCAGAGAGCUGUACACAGAUGAUAAAAUCAAGAAGAUUGCUAAAGCGAUCACAAAAGAGGUUGAGUUUUGUGACUCGAAUGUAGAUUUGAUUGAAGAGGAUAUGACGGUUAUGACAGACUUUGAAAUCCAUCGGAUGUGUAAGCAAUACAAGAGCAUCAAUAGGUUUGCUUUACCAGGGGAUCAAUGGAUGCAUGCAGGCAAAGUUAAGGUGUUGGAGACACUACUGCCCAAGAUUAUUAAUGAAGAAAAGUCGCGAGUGUUGAUCUUCUCACAGUUCACGAUGGUACUGGAUAUCCUCGAAUCGAUCCUUCAGACCAUGAAGCUAAAAUAUCUGCGGAUGGAUGGACAAACCAAAGUGGAUGAACGUCAGCCAUUGAUUGACUCGUUUAAUGAGGAUGACAGCUAUAAGAUCUUUCUGUUGUCCACAAAGGCUGGUGGAUUCGGUAUCAACUUGACAGGAGCUAAUGUUGUGAUCAUGUAUGAUCUUGAUUUCAAUCCUCACAAUGAUAAGCAAGCCGAAGACCGUGCUCAUCGUGUGGGUCAGACAAGAGAUGUGGAGGUAAUUAAGUUGAUAGCCAAAGGUACGAUUGAGGAACAAAUCUACCAACUCGCAAACCUCAAGCUGAAGCUGGAUCAGCAUGUCAGUCAGGAUGAAAGUGGAGGAUCAAUGCUGACAUCGGAAGCAUCAUCAGGUUCUUCGACCCCAAGUGCUGGAAUCUUGAGUUUGCUCAAGCAGAACUGGAGAGCAACUCUCAAUGCAGCAAAGGCCGGGCAACAGCAACAACCGGAAUACUCAAGUAGCAGUAGUAAUGGUGCCAUAGACACAACACUGUCGUCGAUAUUGGGCCAGAAGGUGCAGGAACAAGUUGAGAAUGGGAUGGAUGAUCAGGCCAUGAAUAGUGAAGGAAGAAGCAACAGUGAGGAUAGUAAAUCAAGAAGCACCACUUCUACUGUUGCUACUACAUCCACAGUUGCGAAAGCUGAUGCAUCGAACGCAAAGGAUAAAUCAUCAGCAUUUUCGUCCAGAAGGUCAUCAUUGUCAUCAUCAUCAUCGUUAUCAUUACCAGAUAGUCCAUAG